AUGGCCGCUGUUCGCCCCUUCUUCUUCUUACUCCUCCUCCUCCUCUCCCUCCUCCCUCUCUCCCUCCCCCUUACCCUCCCUGAAAACCAAGCCCUUCUCACCCUCAAACAAUCCUUCUCUAACCCCCAAACCCUCUCUUCCUGGGUCCCUGACCAGAACCCCUGCACCGCCCGCUGGGUCGGCAUCAUCUGCGUCAACAACGUCAUCAGCAGCCUCCACCUCACUGACCUCUCGCUUUCCGGCUCUAUUGACAUCGAAGCCCUCUCCCAGAUCCCCUCUCUCCGCUCCAUUAGCCUCAUCAACAACUCCUUCACCGGCCCCAUCCCUCACUUCAAUAAACUCGGAGUCCUCAAGGCCCUCUACUUGACCAACAACAAGUUCUCUGGGCCCAUCCCCUCCGAUUACUUCUCCCAUUUAGCCUCCUUGAAGAAAGUAUGGCUCUCCAACAACCAAUUCUCCGGUCCCAUCCCCGACUCCUUAGGCACCCUCCGUUACCUCUCCGAGCUCCACGUCGAGAACAACCAGUUCUCCGGCCCCGUCCCCGAACUCAAACAGGACAUCAAGUCCCUCGACAUGUCCAACAACAAGCUCGAAGGCCUAAUUCCCUCCUCCAUGGCGCGCUUCGAUGCCAAAUCCUUUUCCAACAAUGAACAACUCUGCGGGAAGCCUCUGGAUAAAGAGUGUGGGUCCCAUCCCAGCACUGGUGUAGCUGCUGGUGCUGGUGCUGGUGCUGGUUCUGGUGCUGGUGCUGGUGCUGGGGCUGCUGAUGCUGGCUCCGGUUGGGGGUUGAAGGUGGUUAUGCUCAUCUUCAUUGCCGCUGUUCUCGCCGGGGCUUUUGUCAUGGUCAAGUCCAAGCGUGAACGCGAAGAUGACUUCAGUGUGAUGAGCAGGGAUAAUGCAGAGCAGGUGGUGCAGGUACACGUACCGAGCAGCAACCACAGCAGGGGAUCCGAGGGGAGCAAGAAGGAGUCGUCGGGGGCGCCGAAGAAAGGGUCAUCCCGGAGUAUGGGUGACCUCGUGAUGGUGAACGACGUCAAGGGCGCGUUUGGCUUGCCCGAUUUGAUGAAGGCUGCGGCGGAGGUUCUCGGGAACGGUGGGAUGGGUUCGGCGUACAAAGCCGCCAUGGCUAGUGGCUUGUCUGUGGUGGUAAAGCGGAUGCGCGAGAUGAAUAAAGUGAGCAGAGACAUCUUCGACGCCGAGAUGAGACGCUUUGGGAGACUCAAAAACCCUAACAUUCUGACUCCUCUCGCUUACCAUUACCGCAAGGAGGAAAAGCUCUUCAUUACGGAAUACAUGCCCAAAGGAAGCUUGUUAUACGUCUUGCACGGUGACAGAGGAUCGAGUCAUUCGGACCUGACUUGGCCAAUCCGUUUGAAUAUUGUAAAGGGAAUAGCACGAGGGUUAGGGUUUCUAUAUAAAGAAUUUUCGAACGAAGACCUGCCGCAUGGGAACCUGAAAUCCUGCAAUGUUCUGCUAACUAAUAAUUACGAGCCUCUCCUAGGCGACUAUGCCUUUCAUCCGCUCAUCAACCCCAACUACGCCGUACAGACAUUGUUUGCCUACAAAACUCCGGAUUACGUAUCAUACCAGCGUGUUACACAGAAAACCGACGUUUAUUGCCUCGGAAUCAUCGUUCUCGAGAUCAUCACCGGCAAAUUCCCUUCUCAAUAUCACAGUAAUGGCAAGGGUGGGACUGACGUAGUGCACUGGGUGUUCACUGCAAUCUCUGAGAGAAGAGAGGCAGAACUGAUUGAUCCAGAGUUGAAGAGCAGUCGCCCUAAUUCCCUCAAUCAAAUGCUACAACUUCUCCAAAUAGGGGCUGCUUGCACGGAGAGCAACCCCGACCAACGACUUAACAUGAAGGAAGCCAUUAGGAGGAUAGAGGAGGUUCAGGUUUAA
Messenger RNA from Sphenostylis stenocarpa, 1899 nucleotides. NCBI's taxonomy places the organism in Eukaryota, Viridiplantae, Streptophyta, Magnoliopsida, Fabales, Fabaceae. The record is from the annotation of a GenBank genome assembly.